This is a messenger RNA of Colossoma macropomum (tambaqui), 5209 nucleotides long. RefSeq names its product AT-rich interaction domain 5B (gene arid5b). Gene Ontology annotation, biological process: regulation of transcription by RNA polymerase II. The record is from RefSeq and is a predicted model, not a curated record. The transcript is spliced from 10 exons. Gene Ontology annotation, molecular function: transcription cis-regulatory region binding. Gene Ontology annotation, cellular component: nucleus. Lineage: Eukaryota; Metazoa; Chordata; Actinopteri; Characiformes; Serrasalmidae. The coding region runs from base 109 to 3672 and encodes 1187 amino acids.
UGUGCUGCCCGAAGAGCAGAUAUUUCGCCCUUCCAGGACCGCGCAGCGAUCCAUUCAAGCCAACAAGUUUGGAGUGAAUGUUGAGUUUAAUCAAUUCAGAGCGUCGAGAUGGAGCCCAACUCACUCAUGUGGGUAGGCUCGCCUUGUGGUCUGCACGGACCGUACGUUUUCUACAAGGCGUUCAGGUUUAACCUUGAAGGCAAAGCGAGGAUUUUGUCCCUUGGCGACUUUUUCUUCGUGAGGUGUAAACCCGAGGACCCGGUCUGCAUAGCGGAGCUCCAGCUGCUAUGGGAAGAAAGGACGAACAAGCAACUUUUAUCCAGCUCCAAACUUUAUUUUCUCCCAGAAGACACUCCCCAGGGAAGAACUGUCACUCACGGCGAGGACGAGAUCAUCGCAGUGUCAGAGAAGGUCAUAGUGAAGUUGGAAGACCUGGUGAAAUGGACGGUGUGGGACGCCUCAUGUUGGAAGAAGGGCCUAAGGGCCAUGCCCUUGAAGCCCUCCACACUCAAGGAGUUGGGCAAGAAUGGCCAGAGGGAAGCCCUCCACAGAUACAGAGAGUCCACCCUCAACAGCGGUCUCAACUUCAAGGACGUCCUGAGGGAGAAGGCUGAACUGGGUGAUGAUGCGGAGGAGAAGAGGGUUCUGGUGCUAAGUUAUCCACAGUACUGUCGCUACCGCUCUAUCAUCGCACGGCUCCGGGAGCGGCCGGCCUCCCUCCUGACGGACCAGGUGGUGCUGGCACUGGGGGGCAUCGCCUCGCUUACCAGCAACACACAGAUCCUCUACUGCAGGGACACUUUCGAGCACCCCACGCUACUAGAGAAUGAGAGCAUCUGUGACGAGUUUGCUCCUAACCUGAAGGGCCGGCCCCGCAAGAAGAAGCUUUCUUUCUCCCAGCGCAGAGACUCUCAAGGCCAGAGUGGAAAUGGCAAAGACCCUGGCAGUACAGAGGGCAAGUCCAAGGUGAAAGGAGACAUAAAGGCCGUGGUGUCCAAGCCCAAAAGCAGCAGCAGCGCUGGCUGCAAACGACAAGCCCAAGGCGAGGAUAAGCCAAAAGAGGAAGGAGGUGAAGAGUGCCGGGCGGAGGAACAAGCCUUCUUAGUGGCUCUCUACAAGUACAUGAAAGAGAGGAAAACCCCCAUCGAGCGGAUACCCUACCUAGGCUUCAAGCAGAUAAACCUUUGGACUAUGUUUCAAGCUGCUCAGAAGCUGGGAGGAUACGAAUUGAUCACAGCCCGCCGACAGUGGAAAAAUGUUUACGACGAGCUGGGCGGAAACCCAGGCAGCACGAGCGCCGCCACAUGCACACGGAGACACUACGAGAGGCUAAUUCUGCCCUAUGAGAGAUAUACGAAAGGAGAGGAGGACAAGCCUCUACCCCCCAUCAAACCCCGAAAGCAAGAGGCCGGCGCCCCGGAGGGGGGCGGCAAGACAAAGGUCCCAGCCACGAAGCGACUGAAAGACGACCAAAAUCUGAAGGGCCGGAAUGAAAAGGACGCCUCAACCAAAGUUCCAGAGCCGGGUGCAGAGGACAUAGAGGACAAGGAGCAUCUCCAGGAGGAGGUGCUGGUGAAGCAGAAGGCACAGCAGUCCCAGCUUCCAGCCCAGAGGGAGGGCGAGGUGAAGAGUCCCACCUCGGAUGAUGGUGACGUGCAGCUGAUCAUCAAGGAGGAAGAGGACAAACUGGUGCUUCAGAAGGCCCCCUGGGAUGGCGAUACACACGAACCAAUCAAUAGGAGCAAGCACGCAUCGCUUCCACAGGAUGGCACGCCACUCAAAUCAGAGGACUCUGAUGUGUUCCCUGUUGCUGCCUCCAUACCACUACGCCAUUCCCACCCCUUCACUCACCCUCACACACAGGACCAAUGGCAGCAUGGGACACCAGAUUACAAAGUACCUCCGUACACCUUGGGAAAUAUUGAACAGGCUGGGUUAAAAGAGAAUCAGAACCACGUAGUAAUGGUGCUACCCUCUCUGAAGCAAAGACCUCUGCAACCCCUGUCAGCGCCAGAGAUUCCAACGGAGAGGGCUGAACUCCCAACCAAAGAGGAGAGCUUCAGCUACAACUCACUCCUCUAUCCUAGAAGCAACCCUGGCAUAAUGUCCCCCUUAGCCAAGAAAAAGAUGCUGUCCCAAGUCAGUGGCACUGGGUUGCCCAAUAAUUAUCCCUAUGGUCCUCCUCCCCCAUUAGUCAACAAAAAGGCAUCAGCCAGUAGCACAGAGGAAACAGCUGCUGGACAGCAUGGCCCCCAGGUCCCUUCCACUGCAAGUGAGGCAAGUGUAGUGAUCAAGCGUCCAUCUGUCAUCCAGCAUGCCCAGAGCUUCAAGUCUCGAGGUGGUGAGGACAGGAGACCUUCUGUAGAGUCUUCUCAGAAAGAGGUGUGUAAUGAGGGGGAUUCAUACCCUUCUGAACCACUCCAGCACCAACAUCUACAGCAGUCCCAAACCAGCCCCACAGGAGAGCCCUAUGUUGUGAGGGCCAACCCUCACUCCAGCGUGGAAAAAUCUACUGAGAUACCUCGUCCAGGACAAGCGCCUAGUUUCCUUGGUGAUUUCUACUCCUCACCACAUCUGCACAGCCUCUACCGACAGACUGAGCAUCAUCUGAGCAAGGAACAGCUAAGCAAGUACCUGAGCAGAGAGGCUUACCCACGGGACACUGAGACUGCACAUGGUUUCCCCCAGAGCCAGCAGCCAGACAGUGGAAGCCUGACUUAUUGUGCUCAUCUGAAUCAGAAAGAAAAAGGCGCUCCUACUGAAAGGGUGACAGAAGAGCAACCAACAGAUCUCAGUCUCCCAAAGCCCUCUCCACACAAACUGCCCCACUCCACCUCGUCACUAUGUGGCCUCCCACAUUCCAUGAUGCAACAGGACGUCAAAAGCACUCCUCUCUUCCAAGCAGGCAACAGCCAGAGUUCAAGCUUGGACUACCACCCCAGAGCCUGCCGUGUCCCUCCUAUGACUGUUUCCACUCCCAAAAAGGUCAGUGAACCUCAGCCCAAAGCACACAACGACCGAGGAGAAGAAACGCUGAGCUACAAGAUAGAUGACAUGGCUCGGCCCAUCCUGAGCACCAAAAGUAGCCCGCAGAAUGUUGGUGCAGCACGGCCACUAAAAAGGAACCUGGAAGAGCUGGAAAACGGACCCACUGAGAAGAAGAUCAGAGCUGUGACGCCCAUGCACUGCUCCACACCUAGAGACAUCCCGGUGAAAGUGCGGACCCCGGAGCCUGACAACGAGUCCAUGAAGCCGGCAGAGCCGGCGCACGCAGUGCAUAUCAACAGCUAUGCUGCCGAAGGACACAAGUUCCCCCUGCACUCCCCCAUCUUCCCAGGACUGUAUCCUGGGGCUUUUGUAUCUCAGGUACAGGACAUGUGUGACAGCCUGAGCCCCCAUGUCCCCCCUGGUUACUCACAUCCACUGCAGUACUUGAAGAACCAGGCUGUCAUUUCGCCACUUAUGCCUCCAUUCGCCAUCCAUUCCAUAAUGAUGCAGAGACAGUUCUUGGCCCAGGCGGCCAACCCAGCCCACCUAUACAGGCAUCCAGUUGGGACUUCGUAUGGGGACAUUCUCCACCAUGGCCUCUACCCCAUGUCAGCCCUCAAUCCCCAGCCAGCUUUCAGUCCCCCGCAGCUCUCUUCAGUUCAUCCCAGCACCAAACUCUCUUAGAUAGAGGAGCCUGACAUUCCGAUAACUGGAGAGGCCUAAAAGACACUCCUGACUCAUACUCGAAUGGUCCCUAUUUCCAGUAAGCAUGGCCGUGCUGUCAACCACACAGCUAUAGACGCUUCAACUUAGGAGCAGUUUAUUUCUGUUAUUUGUCCUUUUUUGCCACUCAAGUUUAUGAUUUGCACAUUUCUUAGAACAUGGGCCAGCUGGGCUGAUUGUGUCUUGUUCUCACCGUGCUGUCUGCAGGCGUCAGUUGACUGGUUUGAAUAAGGAUUGCCUUAGCAUGAGCGCUGGAGUUAGUGGAGGGUGUUAUGUCCCAAUGGAUGAGCAGGAAUUCUCACUGAACUUCUGGGUGCCCAAAGGAUAUAAACAAGUCGAGUGACAAAUCAAUGCAAUUGCAGCAAUGCUAUUUCAAUCAAUCCACAGAACUCUGGUUCGAAACACUAUUUUGACAUCAUGCAGGAAAGCUGCCUGGUGAACUAUUGUACCUUUGCAUAUUAAUCCUUACUGUGCAUCUUUUUAUGUAUCAGUGUGGUAGUUUAGUGUGUUCAUAUUUCAAGCCUGCAGGGGUUAAACUAGUAAGAUCUAAGUUUUGUUCAAACCACAAGAGAUCAGAACAUUGCAGUUUGGUGUGUUACACAGCUACAUGUAAAUAAAACUAACUAAGCUUUCUUUGAAAGAAUCUUAUACAUUGAUGAUAAAAUGUGAGUUAGGUUUCACAUGCUUUUCUGACCACCAUCCACUGGCAUCCGCUUCUGUUCCUCUCACACUCAGCGAAGCUCCCUCCCAUUUGCCAGGGCAAUGUGGAAUGUGUUUGUCAAAUGUAGGACCGAGGUGCUUGUACAUAACCCCAGCAAACUGAAAACACUUUGUAUCAUACUCACUGGCUACUGUAAUUUCUGACUGCGCUAAACCGCAAGUUCUAAAAUGGGAUCACUUUGCUCGUGAUGGGAUGAAGUACCAUGUCCAGGACUACUUUGGUGUCAGAAAGUGGCUUUUUCUUUGCAGGCACACACUUGUGAUCACAGUUUACUCAGAGGAAUUCUUUUCAGGAGAUUUACCAGGGUUUAAGACUAUACCUGAGGAUGUGGGAGAGGGAGUUUUAGGAGCACUUAGUGAAGCACACAAAAGGCCCCUCCUGAUUGUUUAUGUUCAAAGAUGUAUAGCAGUGGAUGUCAAACUUACCUUAAGAUACGUUGGAUUGUGCUGGCAGUAUUGGCAGUGGUCAGACGUUCUGUGUAAAAUAAUGUGAAACACCAGAAAAUGGUUAACAGUCAAAAAAAAAAAAGUAAUUUCUUUGCACAAAGGAUUUUGGAAAAGUACCAACACAAUUUGUAAGUGACACAAUCUUCCUAGGGGUAAUCAAUUUUUUUCUUUGUUUCACUCUUUAUUUUGAUGUAUUAGUAGGAGAAAUUAAACUUAAAAGUUCAAGAAAAUGUAUUUGCUCCAGCAGUGUUUGGAGUAGCACUCAAGGUUGCUAUGUAACAUUUUUAAUAAGAAAUAAACUGUUUUAUAACUUAAAAAAACAUUAAUUUUA